Myotis brandtii (Brandt's bat) is the source of this 1358-nucleotide messenger RNA. RefSeq names its product inositol(myo)-1(or 4)-monophosphatase 2 (gene IMPA2). Lineage: Eukaryota; Metazoa; Chordata; Mammalia; Chiroptera; Vespertilionidae. Bases 1 to 900 code for a protein of 299 amino acids. The record is from RefSeq and is a predicted model, not a curated record. Gene Ontology annotation, biological process: inositol metabolic process; signal transduction; phosphatidylinositol phosphate biosynthetic process. The transcript is spliced from 8 exons. Gene Ontology annotation, molecular function: inositol monophosphate 1-phosphatase activity.
AUGAAUGCCUACCACACGUGGGGACAGGGGCUGGCCAAAGUCAGUGCUGGGCCCACAGGCGGGGGAGCGCCUUCGUCUGGGGCAAGGGGACGCUUCAGUUUAACCUGCCCUCCUGGCCUUUUAUUCCAGAUCAUCAGAAAAGCCCUUUCUGAGGAAAAGCAGGUCUCAACAAAAACAUCCGCUGCAGAUCUGGUGACAGAAACGGACCAGCUUGUGGAAGACUUAAUUAUUUCUGAGAUGCAGAAGAGGUUUCCUUCGCACAGGUUCAUUGCUGAAGAGGCCGCGGCUGCGGGGGCCAAGUGCGUGCUCACCCCCAGCCCCACCUGGAUUAUCGACCCCAUUGACGGCACCUGCAACUUUGUGCACAGAUUUCCAACCGUGGCCGUCAGCAUCGGAUUUGCUGUGAACCAAGAGCUUGAGUUUGGAGUGAUUUACCACUGCACAGAGGAGCGGCUGUACACGGGCCGGAGGGGCCAGGGCGCCUUCUGCAAUGGCCAGCGGCUGCAGGUCUCCGGGGAGACAGAUCUUUCCAAGGCCUUGGUUCUAACAGAAAUCGGUCCCAAGCGUGACCCCGCUACUCUGAAACUGUUCCUGAGCAACAUGGAGAGGCUACUCCACGCCAAGGCUCACGGGGUCCGAGUGAUCGGGAGCUCCACCCUGGCGCUCUGCCUCCUGGCCUCGGGGGCUGCGGACGCCUAUUACCAGUUUGGCCUGCACUGCUGGGACCUGGCCGCCGCCACCGUCAUCAUCAGAGAAGCAGGAGGCAUCGUGAUGGACACGUCAGGUGGACCUCUUGACCUCAUGUCCUGCAGAGUGGUUGCUGCGGGCACCCGAGAAAUGGCUACACUCAUAGCUCAGGCCUUACAAACAAUUAACUAUGGACGGGACGAUGAGAAGUGAUGAGAAGUGAAAGGGAGCAGAGACGAGAAAUGCGCCCCCGGGACUGGCUCUUCCUGGGAAUGCUGCAGCGGCAGCCGAUCCCUGGGGGGGACCGCCUUGAGCAGCCCGCACUCGCAUCAAGUUCCUGCGCUCCUAACCACCCAAAGAGAAGUGUUCUGCUAACGUGUGUGGCUCUCUGGUUAAAUCCACGUCUUUCACUGGGAUUUGGUGUUUAGCUGGUUUCUUUCUUUAAUCUCAUGUCACCUUUUUCAGGUUAGUACAGGUCCUUCUAUCAGGGCCAAAACCCAAAUCUCAUGAUAUACAUAUUGAUAAUUCAGUCUUGAUUCUCCCCCCACCCAACCCCCCGAAUGCAAAUCUCAGGUAAUAUGGCUUUAGAACUGCUGAUAAAGCGGACUUGUUCUCAGGCCCCCCACUUCAUGGUACUUCAGAAUGCAAUAAAUCCAAAUAAUGGCACUCUA